Eriocheir sinensis (Chinese mitten crab) is the source of this 2850-nucleotide messenger RNA. RefSeq names its product peroxisomal multifunctional enzyme type 2-like (gene Mfe2). The record is from RefSeq and is a predicted model, not a curated record. The transcript is spliced from 16 exons. NCBI's taxonomy places the organism in Eukaryota, Metazoa, Arthropoda, Malacostraca, Decapoda, Varunidae. Bases 281 to 2524 code for a protein of 747 amino acids. Gene Ontology annotation, molecular function: oxidoreductase activity.
GCAGCAACUCUUCGACAGAGAUUCUGCAGAUACGCGUCCACUCCUCAGCGACGAGCCUUGUCACAGCCAAGGAGAGUCACAGCCUUGGUCACAGCCUUGGCUAGCGGUGGACUUUGACACUUUGACCCGAUCGGACGCGGCGGCCAGCUGACUGUUGGUGACGGGAGAGAAGGGCGGCGGGGAGGGUCAGGGACGGCGGGACAGUGUUGUUGACGCACAAGUGUGGUGAAGGACAGGCGGGUGGUUCUUGUUUUGCAGGCACAAGGCAGAAUACAUCACCAUGAGUCCACAGUUAUUGUAUGAUGGUCAAGUGGCUGUCAUCACUGGUGCUGGUGGCGGCCUUGGGCGAGCCUAUGCAUUGCAGUUUGGGUCACGAGGAGCCAAAGUGGUUGUCAAUGACCUUGGAGGAGAUACCAAAGGCCAAGGCCAGAGCUCCCGUGCAGCAGACAAGGUGGUGGAAGAAAUCCGCCAGGCCGGGGGGGUUGCUGUAGCCAAUUAUGAUUCAGUUGAGGAUGGGGAGAAGAUUAUCCAGACAGCCCUCGACAACUUUGGACGAGUAGACAUUCUUGUGAACAACGCUGGCAUCCUUCGAGACAAAUCCUUCGCCCGCAUCUCCAAUGAUGACUGGGACCUGGUGCAUAAGGUUCACUUGCGUGGUUCCUUCAUGGUGACCCGAGCAGCCUUCCCCAUCAUGAAAAAGCAGAAAUAUGGCCGCAUAAUUAUGACAGCCUCCACCUCAGGCAUAUUUGGCAACUUUGGACAAGCCAAUUACAGUGCAGCCAAGUUGGGAUUACUGGGUCUAAGCAAUACUGUAGCCAUCGAAGGCCAAAAGUAUAACAUCCACUGCAACACCAUCACUCCUUUCGGUGGCACACGCAUGACUGAAGGCAUACUUCCCCCAGAUUUGUUUAAUGAGUUUAAACCUGAACUUGUGGCACCUCUGGUCCUGUGGUUGUGUCACCAGGACUGUGAAGAUACUAGGGGACUCUUCCUUGCUGGUGGCGGCUGGUAUGGGAAAUACCGAUGGGAGUCUACUAAUGGCGUCAUGUGUCGAAAGUCUCGAGAAGAUGUAGUAACACCAGAAGCUGUAAGGGAUCACUGGGACAUCAUAACAGAUUUCACUCAGAGUCUCAAACCUGAAUCAGGUGAAGAGGCAACGGCUCACCUUAUUGAGGCCAUGCAUGAUCUGGAUACAAAAGCAAGUGUCAACUCCCAUAACACUUCUGCUACUUCCCCUCCCUCUGCUUCACCCUCAGACACUGCUGGUCCUAUGUCAGCGCUUGGGGUGAAACUGCCGCCCCAGCCCUUUACCUAUGGGCCCCGAGAUGCGAUUCUCUAUGCUCUUGGAGUUGGCGUUUCAACGAAGGAUGAAGAUGCACUGAACUUCUUGUAUGAGAACAGUGAAGACUUCAGCCCCAUACCCACUUUUUGUGUUAUACCUGCUCAGGCUGCAAUGAUGGACGGGUCUCUAUUUUCCAAGUUUUCUGGCUGGAGACCAGAUCUCACCAAGUUGCUGCAUGGAGAGAUGUAUGUGGAGCUCCUGAAACCACUCCCUUCCUCAGCCACCCUCACCACUGACAUGGAGGUGGUGGAUGUAAUGGACAAGGGUUCUGGUGCUGUCCUCAUUUAUGAUACCACCAGUCGAGAUGAGGCAGGAGAGAUAGUUUUCCGGACUCAGUGGUCAGUGUUUUUGGUGGGUGAAGGUAACUUUGGGGGGCCACGAAAGAGCGCCAAGGCUAUCCCUCUACUGGACCACCCAAGCCGGGCCCCAGAUGCCUCUGAGGAGGUGCUCACUGGGGUGGACCAGGCUGCCUUGUACCGUCUCUGUGGUGAUGGCAAUCCCUUGCACAUAGAUCCUUCCUUUGCUGCAAUGGGAGGGUUUGCCCAACCCAUCCUACAUGGCCUCUGUUUUUAUGGCAUCUCAGCACGGGUCAUUCUUAAGCACUAUUGUGGCAAUGAUCCUUCUAGGUUCAAGGCCAUGAAGACACGCUUUGCCAAACCUGUGAUCCCAGGCCAGAGGUUGGUGGUGGACAUGUGGAAAGAGGGCAGCCGUGUUUACUUCACCUGCACUGUAAAGGAGACUGGCAAAGCAUGUCUGACAGGUGGCUAUGUGGACAUAACUGACAAGGACCCUGCCUCUGCUGUUGAGGAUGUGACAAGUGCUGGAGGAAACUUGGCAAGUGCUAGCCUAUUUCAGGAGAUGGCCAAGAAAGUUGCUGACACCCCUGGCUUGGCUGGAAAAAUUAAGGCAGUAUUCUUGUGGAACAUCAACAAAAACAAAGCUCUAGCAGCUCAGUGGACUGUGGACCUGAAAGAGGACCCUGGAGAAGUGUAUGCAGGACCCCCUAAGGCUGGAGUCAAGCCCAAUGUGACUCUCACUUUGGAAGACUCUGACAUGGCAGACUUAGGGGCUGGAAAGCUUAACCCCCAAAAGGCUUUCAUGUCUGGCAAAUUGAAAGUAACAGGCAAUGUGAUGCUCACCCAGAAGCUGCAACCUCUUCUUCGUCCCCAGGCCAAGAUGUAAAACCUCUUAGUCCUUGGGACCUUUCCCUUCCCAUAUAGUAUACUUGAGGACAUUUUGUAUGAUAUUUUUCUGCAUGCAGCAAUGAGUACAAGUGUUGCUGCUGCUUCUUUUGGGAAAUAUUGUAUCAGUUUUAAUUGAAAAUACAUAAUGUAUAUAGAAUUUUUUGUACAUGCAUAAACAUUUGGCUGUGAGACAGGUCAUGUGUAGGGUUUGUUUUAUUUUAGGGAGGUAAUUGUAGUUGCCCAUAAAUAGCACAACCAUUGAGUUUGCUGCAGCAGUGAAUGUGUAAAUGGAAAGGUUUUACAUAGUAUACAAUUUUGUUGGUU